AUGUCAUUUAAUCCAGAAGAAUUUACUGAUAAAACAAAUACAAUUUUGUUAAGAACUCAAGAAUUGGCAAGAGAAAAAUCAAAUGUACAAUUAGCACCAAUACAUUUGGCUGUUACAUUAUUAAAUGAUGAAGAUAAUUUAGCAAAAUCUAUAUUUGAAAAAGCUGGUGGAGAUGUACCAAAAAUUGAUGCUGGUUUUAAAAGAUUAUUAGCCAAACAACCUGUUCAAAAUCCAGUACCACCUGAAAUUUCUCCAAAUUCAUUAUUUUUACAAGUUUUAAGAUCAGCAGCACGUCAUCAAAAGAAUAAUGGUGAUUCUCAUUUAGCAGUUGACCAUUUAAUAUUGGGAUUAUUGGAUGAUAGAGAUAUAUUAUCAGUAUUGGGAGAUGCUGGUGCAACCAAAGAACAAGUUAUACAAGCAGUUAAAGAGAUUAGAGGAAAUAAAAAGAUUACAAGUAAAACUGCAGAAUCUACCUAUGAAGCAUUAUCAAAAUAUGGUUAUGAUUUGGUUUCACAAGCACAAGAGGGUAAAUUAGAUCCUGUAAUUGGUAGAGAUGAAGAGAUUCGUCGUGUUAUUAGAGUACUUUCCAGAAGAACCAAAAACAAUCCAGUUUUGAUUGGUGAACCUGGUGUUGGUAAAACUGCAGUUGUUGAAGGUUUAGCACAACGUAUUGUACGUGGUGAUAUUCCUGAUAAUUUGAAUGCACGUGUUAUAGCAUUGGAUAUGGGUGCAUUAAUUGCCGGUGCAAAGUAUCGUGGUGAUUUUGAAGAACGUUUAAAAGCUGUACUUAAAGAAGUUAAAGAUUCAAAUGGUGGUAUCAUUUUAUUCAUUGAUGAAAUCCAUUUGGUAUUGGGUGCUGGUAAAACCGAUGGUGCAAUGGAUGCUGCAAACUUAUUGAAACCAAUGUUGGCAAGAGGUGAACUUCGUUGUAUUGGUGCUACAACAUUGGAUGAAUAUCGUCAAUACGUCGAAAAGGAUCCAGCAUUUGAACGUCGUUUCCAACAAGUGUUUGUAAAUGAACCAACAGUAAAUGAUACCAUUUCAAUUCUUCGUGGUCUUAAAGAGCGUUAUGAAACUCAUCAUGGUGUUAGAAUUACCGAUAACGCUUUAGUGGUUGCUGCUCAAUUGUCUCAUCGUUACAUUACCAAUCGUUUCCUUCCUGAUAAAGCAAUCGAUUUGGUUGAUGAAGCUUGUGCCAAUACUAGAGUUCAAUUAAAUUCUCAACCAGAGGCAAUUGAUAAUCUUGAACGUCGUAGACUUCAAUUGGAGGUUGAAUCGGCUGCACUUGAAAAAGAAGAAGAUGAUGCUUCAAAACAAAGAUUAAAAGCUGUUCAAGAGGAACUCAAUCAAAUCAAGGAUGAACUUCAACCACUCGAAGCAAAAUAUCAAAAAGAAAGAUCAAGAGUCGAUAAAAUUCGAGAACUUAGAAAGAAGCUCGAAGAUAUUAAAGUUAAACUUUCAGAUGCUGAAAGAAGAUAUGAUACCUCUGCUGCCGCUGAUUAUCGUUACUUUGUAAUUCCAGAUUUAGAGAAACAAAUUGAAGUUUGUGAUAAAGAAAGAAAGGAAAAUAAAAAGGAUGCAAUGGUUAGUGAAGUUGUAACACCGGAACAAAUUGCUGAUGUUGUCUCACGUUGGACUGGUAUUCCAGUAAGUAAAUUAAGUCAAACAGAGAAACAACGUCUCUUAUCAUUGGCUGAUCAUCUUCAUAAUAGAGUCGUUGGUCAAGAUGAAGCUGUAGAUGCAGUUGCCGAUGCUGUAUUACGUAGUAAGAGUGGUUUGGCAAGAGAGAAUCAACCAUUGGGAUCUUUCUUAUUCUUGGGUCCAACUGGUGUUGGUAAAACUGAAUUGGCAAAAGCAUUGGCAUUGGAAUUGUUUGAUGAUGAAUCUCAUAUGGUUAGAAUUGAUAUGAGUGAAUAUAUGGAACAACAUUCGGUUUCUCGUUUAAUUGGUGCUCCACCAGGUUAUGUAGGUUAUGAUCAAGGUGGUCAAUUAACUGAAGCCGUCAGAAGAAGACCAUACAGUGUAGUAUUGUUUGAUGAAGUUGAAAAAGCUCAUCAACAAGUUUGGAAUGUUCUCUUACAAGUAUUGGAUGAAGGUCGUCUUACCGAUGGUCAAGGUAGAACCGUAGAUUUCUCAAAUGUUGUUAUCAUUAUGACCUCAAAUUUAGGUAGUCAAUACAUCCUUGGUGAACAAGCAAACAAAGAAGGUGGUAACAACUCUUUAUCACAAGCUUGUAAAGAUAAAGUCAUUGAUGAAGUUAGAAAACAUUUCCGUCCAGAGUUUUUAAAUCGUCUCGAUGAUAUAAUUGUCUUUACUCCAUUGAGUAAAGAAAACCUUCAUAGUAUUAUUACUCUUCAAUUAAGAUCCGUCGAAAAGAGAUUAGAAGAUCAAAAUAUGUCUUUAAAGAUUUCAAACGAUGCUUUAGAUUCAAUUAUCAAUGCUGCAUAUGAUCCAAUCUUUGGUGGUAGACCAUUGAAACGUUACAUUGAAAAGAAUAUUGUCACUGAACUUAGUAAACUCAUCCUUGGUGGUAAAUUAAAAGAAAAUCAAGGUGUUGUUGUCAAUGAAAAAGAUCAUCAUCUCAACUUUGAUAUUAUAGAUUUAAAACAACAACAACAACGUCCAGCUUCUCCAACCAAAAAACAAAAAACUAUUAAAUAA
Messenger RNA from Dictyostelium discoideum AX4, 2661 nucleotides. RefSeq names its product AAA ATPase domain-containing protein. The transcript has 2 exons. Gene Ontology annotation, biological process: protein refolding; response to heat. Gene Ontology annotation, molecular function: ATP binding; ATP hydrolysis activity. The record is from RefSeq and is a predicted model, not a curated record. Bases 1 to 2661 code for a protein of 886 amino acids. NCBI's taxonomy places the organism in Eukaryota, Evosea, Eumycetozoa, Dictyosteliales, Dictyosteliaceae. Gene Ontology annotation, cellular component: cytoplasm.